AAGAACAAGACAAUUUGACAAGCUUGGACCUUUUGAGAACAAAAGGCGAGGUUUUUCAGAAAAAAAUGCCACCCCUCUUAUCUGAGUUCUAUCGCCUCACUAUCAACUGUCAGGGAGUAGGAAAGUGCAAGUGAAUAUGAAAAAGUUUGCUCACGACUUCAGUCUCGCAGAACUUGACAGAGAGGGUUCUCUCACGUCGCUGCUUCGGAUCAGUCGUUUGGAUGACUCUGAAAGUCUCACAAGCUCUCUUGAGCCAGGCGGCAUGAUGGAUGCACUUCCGCAGUUGUUAGAGACCCUUCACCGUUUGCAAGUUAUUCCGAGUCCAAACAUCCCGAACCUAUAUGACAGUGGCCCGAAGUGUCCUUCGAACAAGCGUAAACGGACCAACGUUCCUCAGUCUGCAACAGAGAAAGUACAACAGUGGCAGGCCUGCCAGAAUCAGGUGGUUCCCGAAGAACAAGAUAAUACAGUGGCGGAGGUAGAAAGUCAGAACAAACGUUCGCGAUCAAUGGCCCCUCCUCCCCCUUCAACGAAUAUGAUUGAAUAUCAUGAAAUGGGACCUGACCAGAACCCUGUCCGUCCAAGCCAGAAGCAAGUUCGGGUUGUUUUGCGGAAACUCAAAGAAUUUCCCAAUGCACGAAUCAGGGUGAAGAAUCAGCUCGAGGAGACAAAGGAAAUGCUAAAUAUCGUCGAGUCAGUGCAUCAGCAAACCGAAGGAAAACUGACGGAAAUGCGGUGGACACGGUAUAUCAUCGAAGAGGAUGUUUUGCGGCAUCAAAAGCAGGAUCGAACAUUAGUGGAUGGGACGACAAAACUGGGCAGUACAAGCUUGCAGGCAAGGGAAUGGAGGGAUUGGAUCCAGGAAAAUACAAUAACCCAGAAGCUGCAACAGGCGUCGGUGGGUGUGCCAGAAAAUUUGGCAGGUGCGAGCUCAGUGGCCAGAGAACCGAUUCCGAUCAAUGCCAUUGCGUAUCGCUCAGAAGGGAAAGGCUGGGGAUACUGGAAAAACAUGUACGGCCCCAGGGCGGAUGACGAAGAAUAUCAGGAGGGUGUAGAAGAAGAGGAUGAAGAGAAACAAGGAGAGGAUGAGGAGGAAGAGUAUUCGGAAUCAGAAGUUGAAGAAUAAUUAGCAAUUGUUUUGUAAUGAAAUCACUUGUAUCAUCUGUUUAUAAUGAUUCCCGUU
Messenger RNA from Lentinula edodes (shiitake mushroom), 1183 nucleotides. RefSeq lists its product as uncharacterized. NCBI's taxonomy places the organism in Eukaryota, Fungi, Basidiomycota, Agaricomycetes, Agaricales, Omphalotaceae. The transcript is spliced from 3 exons. The record is from RefSeq and is a predicted model, not a curated record. The coding region runs from base 137 to 1126 and encodes 329 amino acids.